CAAGUCUGAAAAUAAGCGCAAGAAAUAGAAGAAGAACGUGAUGUGACGAGCCUGCUCACCGACCAAUCACAGGGCCGGAUCGAAGAUGGCGGAAUCAGAGAUGAGCUUCAGGAGCUGUCGAGAAUUAUGGACUAUUCUGCUGGGGAGGUCUGCGUUGAGAGAGCCGGCUCAGAUAGAGGGAGAACUUGACAGACACUGGGACCGACUGCAUCAAGGACUUGGUUACUACAAGCCACCCAGCUCGUCCUCUGCUGGGAAAGUGAAGGAUAACAAAGAUGUUGCACAGCCACUGAAGGACUUUGGUUUUAGGAUCAGUAAACUAUUGAAUCUGGACGAGCAGCAGAGUGUGCAGCUUUUACAGUGCUAUCUGCAGGAGGACUACAGAGGAACCCGAGAUUCGUUAAAAGUUGUUCUAAAGGAUGAGCGGCAAAGCCAGGCUCUUCUUCUAAAGAUGGCUGAUUACUAUUAUGAGGAGCGCAUGUGUCUGCUUCGAUGCGUUCUGCUGCUGCUCACAUACUUUCAGGAUGAGCGUCAUCCCUAUCGGACCGAGUACAGUAACUGUGUUAAUAAACUGGAGAAAGACCUGGUGAGCAACUAUCAAUCACAGUUUGAGAAUCUCUUCAAGGCCGAAGCACCGACAUGGGAAACCCACGGCAACCUCAUGACUGAGAGGCAGGUCUCACGGUGGUUCAUGCAGUGUUUGAGAGAACAGUCUCUGCUGCUGGAGAUCAUUUUCCUUUAUUAUGCGUACUUUGAGAUGAGCCCUGCUGACCUCCUCAGCUUUACCAAAACGUUCAAAGGACAAGGCUUCGGCUUACGGCAGACCAACAGACACCUAGUGGACAAGAGCCUGGAUGCACUGGUUGACAGGAUCGGAUACUUGAGCUCUCUCAUCCUGGUGGAGGGGAUGGACAUAGACUUUCUGCACAAGUGUGCUCUGGAGGAUUGUACAGAGCAGCAUCAGUUCUCUGGGGCCCCUGAUGUCAUUAAGGAGAUGGAUCAGCUGCUGUUGACAUUUGGUGACAUCCCUCAUCAUGGCCCUGUGUUGUUGGCCUGGGUCCUGCUGCGACACACUCUCAGACCCGACGAGUCCAAUCCUGUGAUCAGGAGGAUAGGCAACACGGCCCUGCAGCUGGGGGUCUUUAAGUACCUGUCAACCAUGCUGAAGGGGCUUGGAGCCUCAGGAAAUAAUUGUACAGCAAGCACAGCCAAAAUGUGCAUCUACGGCCUGCUCUCAUUUGUGAUUACAUCAUUUGAAGAAGAGAGCUUACAGGCUAAUGGUGUGGAGGGCUCUCACUUGAUUGAAGCUGCCUGUGAUGUUCUUUCUGCUCCCAGUUUAGCUGAAGUCUUUUGGGAAAUGAAGCCAAACAGGGGCCUGGGGAUGAUUCUGGACAGUGCAGCUGGAAUGUUCCCUCACAAGAUAGGACCUCUGCUGCAGCUUCUGACGGCACUCGUGUCAAACAAGUCGACAGUGAAGAAGGUGUAUAACUUCUUGGAUAAGAUGUCCUUCUACACACAAGUUUACAAACACAAGCCCAAUGACAUCAUUUCUAAGGACGAUGAGACGUUGUGGAGGAGACAGAGUCCAAAACUCCUGUACCCUCUGGGUACGGGGCAGACUAACCUGUGGAUGCCCCAGGGAGUGCUGGGCCAGAUAAUGAUUGCAGGGGAGCAGGGCUACAUGGUGAGGUGGGACUACUCAUUCAGUGCCUGGACUCUGUUCACCUGCGAGGUGGAAAUGCUGCUGCACGUCGUCUCCACUGCAGAUGUCAUUGCUCACUGUACACGUGUGAAACCCAUCCUGGAUCUGGUCCAUAAGAUCAUCAGUAUAGACUGGACUGUGUCCGACUGUUUGCUGCCUCUCACUUCACGCAUCUACAUGUUGCUGCAGAGGUUAACUUCAGUCAUCACCCCCCCGGUGGAUGUGAUCGCCUCCUGUGUGAAUUGCCUCUCUGUGCUUGCUGCAAGGAUGCCAGGGAAGGUGUGGUCCAGUCUGCAUCACACUGGCUUCCUCCCUUUCGCCUCCAGCCCUCUGACCAACAUGGCCCAGUGCAUCAGUGCUGAGGGGAUGAAGGCGGGUAAUUAUGGCAACCUGCUGGUUCAGAUCGAGCAGCCCAGAGGAGAGUACGCUGUAACGAUCGCCUUCCUUCGCCUCAUUACAACCUUGGUGAAGGGGCAGCUGGGAAACACUCAGAGCAAAGGGCUGAUUCCCUGUGUGCUGCUGGUCUUAAAGGAAAUGCUGCCAACAUACCAUAAGUGGCGGUACAACACCUAUGGAGUCAGAGAGAGAAUAGGGUGCCACAUUUUGGAGUUGAUACAUGCCAUUCUAAAUCUGAGCCCCGAAGGAGAGGACCAGGGCAGCACUCCCACCCUGCAGUCCCUUUGCAUCUACAGUUUAGCAAACACAGAAGCUGGACAGGCUGUUGUCAACAUCAUGGCUGUUGGAGUGGACACCAUAGAUGUUGUCCUGGCUGCACAGCCCAGCAGCUGUGGCUCUGAGGGUCCAGGUCAGAUUCUGAUCCAGACAGUCAAACUGGCCUUUUCUGUUACGAACAACGUGAUACGUCUGAAGCCCCCGUCUGAUGCGGUGUCCCCCUUGGAGCAGGCGCUGACGCAGCACGGUGGUCACGGCAGCAACCUCGUAGUCGUCCUAGCCAAAUAUAUUUACCACAAACAUGAUCCGGCACUGCCCCGCCUCGCCAUCCAGCUCCUGAAAAGGCUCGCCACUGUGGCUCCCAUGUCCGUCUACGCCUGCCUCGGCAGCGAUGCGGCGGCUAUCAGGGAUGCGUUCCUCGCCCGGCUGCAGAGCAAAACAGAAGACAUGAGGAUCAAGGUGAUGAUCCUGGAGUUCCUCACUGUGGCCGUGGAAACUCAGCCAGGUCUCAUUGAACUCUUCCUCAACCUGGAGGUGAAAGACGGAAAUGAAGGGUCAAAGGAGUUCCUGGUGGGCGAGUGGAGCUGCCUUCAUGUGGUGUUGGAUCUAAUCAACUCAAAACAGCAGGGGAAGUAUUGGUGUCCUCCGUUGCUCCACCGGGCAGCACUGGCUUUCCUUCUGGCCCUGUGGCAGGAUCGUAGGGACAGUGCCAUCUCUGUCCUUCGCACCAAGGACAGAUUUUGGGAGAACUUGACAACACCUCUCUUUGGAACCCUUACCCCGCCGUCGGACACCACAGAGCCAUGCGUUCUGGAGGCCUGUGCAUUUGUCAUGAAGAUCAUCGGCCUGGAGAUCUACUAUGUUGUCAGUGGUUCUUUGGAGCAGUCUCUGAAGGAUGGGCUACAGAAGUUCUCGAAUGCACGGCGCUAUGACUACUGGUCCCAGUAUGUGAAGUUGUUGGUGUGCCAUGUGGCAGAGACUGAAGAAGAGGGCAUCUGUUGUUUGCCAGAGACACAAAUGCUGAUUUCUGCUUGGCGGAUGCUGCUAAUUCUUUCCACCACCCAUGCUGAUGUGAUGCAUCUAACAGAAGAUUCAACCAAACUGAAGCUGUUUAUGGAUGUUCUAGAUGGGACUAAAGCUGCUCUGACCACACCCACAUCUGUGCCUUGUCUUCGUCUGGGAUCCAUGAUGGCUACGCUCCUGCUAAUCCUCCUGAAACAGUGGAGAAGUGUGGUAGCAGCUGCUCCAGACAUCCUUUCUCCACUCUCCCUAAUCCUGGAGAGCACCCUGCAGGCUGACCAGCAGAUGAUGGACAGGACCAAAGCUAAAAUCUUCUCUGCACUCAUCUCUGUGCUACAGAUUCAGGGACUCAAUGGCGGAGAUAUUUCCCAGCUGCCCCAGCUGUUGCUCUCUGUAUGCGAGACGGUGAAGGAUGAGGCGCUGGCGCUCAUCGACAACACUCGACACGUGAGUCAGAUGGGAGACAUGCAGGAGCAGGAGGACAGCAUGGAGACGGAUUCUCCUCGUGGUCUGCAGAAGGACCAGAGAGACGGGGUGUGCGUUCUUGCCCUGCACUUAGCCAAAGAGCUGUGUCGUACUGAUGAGGAUGGUGAGUACUGGGUGUUGGUGAUGAGGAAGGUCCCAGUCCUGCCCUCAGUGCUGAGCGCCGUGGAGAUCAGUCUGCGCUGCAAACACAACCUCUACUUCACCGAAGCCGCGCUCCACCUGCUCCUAACACUGGCCCGCACUCCUCAGGGGGCAGCAGCUGUUGCUGGAGCAGGAGUUGUUCAAACCAUCUGCCUUCCUCUUCUGAGUGUGUACGAGUCUUCAAAUGGAGCCUCACAGAGUUUCUCUAGGAAGUCCCAGGACUCCGCCUGCUGGCCGGGUGUGUACCGCCUCUGCAUGUCUUUGAUGGAGAGUCUCCUGAAGACUCUUCGCUACAACUUCAUCAACGAAGCCCUGGACUUUGUUGGAGUGCAUCAGGAACGCAUAUUACAGUGUCUGAACGCCGUGCGCACAGUGCAGAGCCUUUCUUGUUUAGACGAGGCGGAUCACACAGUGGGAUUUCUGCUGCAGCUCUCCAGCUUCUGCAAGGAAUGGCAGUUUCAUCUUCCCAAUCUGCUCAGAGACGUCCAGAUAAACCUAUGUUACUUGUGCCAGACGUGCACAUACCUGCUCAACAGCAAAAAGAUGCUCCAUCAUUACCUACAGUCUAAGAAUGGUGAGGCAUUGCCCCCUGGCCCCCGGGCACAGCGGCCCCCUCAGACCUUGAAUAAAGAUGCAGCAGGAGGAGGAGGUGGAGAAAGAGAAGAGGCUGAGCUGAAGGCCCUGUUGGCCGUACAGUGCAGCCUGCUGAAGAUCCUCAGUAAAACCCUGGCUACUCUGCAGCACUUCACUCCAGACUGCUGCCAGAUACUGCUGGACCAGUGUAUGGACCUGGCUGAGUACAGGACCCUGUUUGUGCUCAGCUUCACAACUCCUGCAUUUGACCCGGAUGUGGCGCCGUCAUUCGGGACCCUGCUGGCCACCAUCAAUGUGGCCCUGGGCAUGCUCAGUGAGAUGGAGAAGAAGAAGGAGCCAGCUUCUCAGAGCAUAGCUUCGCUGGCUUCGUUGGAAGAGAUCCAAGCUCUGAAGUCACUGCUGAUGUUCACCAUGGAAAACUGCUUCUACGUACUGAUCUCUCAGGCUGUCCGGUGUCUCAAAGAUCCAACCAUCCUCCCCCGAGAUAAACAAAGGCUCAAACAGGAGCUCAGCUCAGAACUGAGCACUCUUCUUUCCAGCCUGUCACGCCACUUCAGAAGGGGUUCACCAUCAUCCCCAGCUAGCGGCAUCCUCCCCUCAAUUCAGUCCAAACCUCCCACACCCGGCUCGAAGCCAAGCCACGAAGGCCAGGAGCCCAUCAUCCAGCUGGUUCAGGCCUUCGUCAGACUUGUGCAAAGAUAGAUGUUGCUAGUUUAUCCCUCUGCACAAAAGAAGCCAAUAUUUUCAUAGAUGUUUUCAAUAAAAAAAACCUUUUCUAGUGUCGAGCCCUGUUUAGAAGUGAAGAGUUGUUGUGGUUCAAGGCGUAGUAACAUUUGACUUUAAUAUUUAAUAUUCUUGGGUGCCAGAACUUCAAUACAGCCUUUCAAACAUGUUCAUUAUGAUGAAGAACUGAGUCUGUAGGGAUCUUGGUGCUAUUCUUCAUCAGCGAAAACUGAUUAUGGUCCAUCAUUCCCAGGCCUAGUUUUAUAGGUCACUAUGACAACCUGAUGACUAGAAAGUUUAAAAUGCUACUUCAACAUAUUCUCUGCAUGACCAUAAUUAAAAACAUAAGAUCUUGUCAAGCUCCUUUUUUUCUUGUUUCUGUUUUAUCUUGACAUGAUCUGUUUUAUUUUAAUUAGUUCAAUUCUUGUUCAGAAGUAGUGGCCAAAAUUUGUACUUUCAAAGAAAAUAUAUAUGCUAUUAAAGGUUUUCUACCAAAGUAA
Messenger RNA from Girardinichthys multiradiatus, 5838 nucleotides. RefSeq names its product nucleoporin 188 (gene nup188). Gene Ontology annotation, biological process: protein import into nucleus; RNA export from nucleus. Gene Ontology annotation, molecular function: structural constituent of nuclear pore. The transcript has 43 exons. NCBI's taxonomy places the organism in Eukaryota, Metazoa, Chordata, Actinopteri, Cyprinodontiformes, Goodeidae. The record is from RefSeq and is a predicted model, not a curated record. Gene Ontology annotation, cellular component: nuclear pore inner ring. Bases 86 to 5317 code for a protein of 1743 amino acids.